AUGCCAUCCUUCGCUGAAAUUCUCAAGAAAUCAUCUCGAGCGUCGAGAAGAGACCACUUCUCUCCUAUCCGUGCUGACUGGAAACUUCAUGGACUCGAUUCUGACAAUGAAAAAUUGCUGGAUGGUAUCAGUAACCUCAGCUUGAACCCGACGGCCACCUCCAAGGCGAAAAAUGGAAUGAAAGAAGAAUUCACCAACUCCAUCUAUUACAAUCUCGAUUUGGGGUACUCUAAUGAAAAUGGUAGCAAGUUUCAUGAUUCCCGCCAUGACUCUGAACAGGGAUGGCAGUUUAAGAGCAAUGACUCAAUUCGUACAAACAAGAGUCGUCGUCCAAAAUUAUCAGCUCAGAUUGAUCUCGAUAGUGGUCGCCAAGGGUAUCUACAAUCAAGACGCGGCGAUCUUUCAGGGAUAGAAGAAGUAGAGGAAGAAGAGGAGUCGUAUACUUCGGAGGGGACUCCUGUCGAAGCUUUAACAGCAUUGUUCGACACUGAUAUGGAAAAUCAUCGUUACAAGCUUCAGCAAAAUAUCUCCAAUACUACACUAGAGGAAGACAGCUCCGACGAGAGACUUGAGCCCAUCGAUUCGCGCUGUGCUCUUCUGGCACCUUCCGGUACUCGAUGGUCAGCUGCAAGUUUAGCUGAAGAUCAUAAGCAAUUUUCGGCGUCUGAUUUGGACAAAAGAUUGACCACGUUGAAGAAGCAGCAAGACAGCAAAAAGGGACUGCGGAGGAGAUUAAUGAGAAAGGUGACUCACAGACGUCAAGGCCGGAGGUUGCUUAGCAGGUCAAAAAUGGGUAUUGGUAGAUCUGGAGGGAAUUAUAUGGAACUGAGAACAAAGGCAGAAAUAUUGAUAUGA
Molecule: messenger RNA, 855 nt
Organism: Sclerotinia sclerotiorum 1980 UF-70
Lineage: Eukaryota; Fungi; Ascomycota; Leotiomycetes; Helotiales; Sclerotiniaceae
Exons: 1
Coding region: 1-855 (284 amino acids)
Source: RefSeq, a predicted model, not a curated record